UCGUUUUCUUUUUUAGAAAAUACGGCUGAGGACGACUCGUUCCUACCUUUCCCUUUACUUAAAGUCGUCGUUUUCUCCUUCUAUUUAGGGUGAUCAGAGGACUCAGAAGAAGAAGAAGAAGAAUAAGAAGAAGAAGAAGAAGGCGGUGGUGAUCCAAUGGAGAUCUUGUCGCCGAGAGUAUUUCCCCAGAUGGUUGAAGAUGCAGCCUAUUUCCAUCACCACCAUCAUCAGCAACAAGUGAACUCCCCCUUCUCGUUCGAUGACGAGUUUGAUUUGUUCCAUCCAUCUUUUCAUUCAGAGCCCUGCUCCAACUCGUCGCCAUCCCAUCUGGUCCCUCUUGUUAGCCGUGAGACGAUGCCCGGUUUCGCCGCACCGUCAAUCGAAGCUCCUCGAGAGCUAACCGAGAGGCCCUGGAAAAAGCUCAAGACCGAGAGAUGGAACUCCCUGGGCGCACCGGCGCACGAAACGAUGACUCGCAAAGUGGUGAUAUCGCCAUCUCCGUCUCCAUCUCGGUCUCUGUCUCCUGACUCCCACUUGAUAUCUUUUGGGAACCCCGAUUCUUCUCCAGCCAUAUCCGAUCCGAUCCAUGGUACUUAUGAAAUCCAAGAUUGCGAGGGACCAAAGACGAAAAACACCAGCGCGGCGACCAGGACGCCGGUUCACGCACAAGAGCAUGUGCUAGCCGAGAGGAAGCGCCGCGAGAAGAUCAGCAAGCGUCUCAUCGCGCUCUCAGCCAUCAUUCCCAACCUUAAGAAGAUGGACAAGGCUUCCAUCCUUGAGGAUGCAAUCGAGCACUUGAAAGAGCUUCAACAACGCGUCAAGGCACUCGAGGAGGAGGCGGCGGCAGCGAAGACGGUGGAGUCGGUCGUCGUGGUGAAGAAGUCCCAACUCACCACGGAUGACGAUACGUAUUCUUCGUCGGACGAGCACUCUUGCAGCCAGAUUGACCGGCAACUCUCGCUCCCGGAAAUCGAGGCACGAGUUUCCGGAAACUGCGUCCUCAUCAAAAUCCAUUGUGAGAGGCGCAAUGGCUCUGUAUCGAAGAUGAUCGGUGAAAUAGAGGAACUGAACCUAACUGUCGUGAACAGUUGCAUCAUGCCCUUUGGAAGUUCCAUCCUAGACGUCACCAUCCUAGCUCAGAUGGACGUGGGAUCCAGCUUGAAAAUGGGGGAUCUCGUGAGGAAUCUGCGUCAAGCUCUUCUGGAUCUCAUGUGAUCUCCUGCAAUAUUCUCAUAAUAUCUGGAGUUGGGCACUAACAACGUGCCAAAACCCUAAUAAUGACACUUCAGUUAUUUCAUUUCCUUUUUUUGGGUCAAAGUGUUUGAGAACUUUGAGCAGAAAGAAGGGUGCUGACGAUGGAUCACCCUCUCUGGUCGGACCACACCAACUCUUUUGCGAACGCCAGAGCAUUGGCUCUGGUUUUUUAGCCUGGAGUCUCCAUUAUUUUGCGGGUGGGUUUUUUCCCCUUAUUUUUCGCGUGGUUGACCCGUUGGCCACGUUCAAAAUACCCACGUGCUGUAUAAGGAGAGUCCAGGAAACUUUUUCAAGAGGGGUUUUACAGGGAGGUCGGACAUUUUCAGAUGAGACAUCUCUCUCUCUCUCUCUCUGGUUGAAUCAGCUUGUGAGUCGUCUCAAGAGAUGCUCUGUCUUGUUGGGCGCUUCUGGGAAUUGAAUUUUUUUGAUGUGUAAUUUUUGUACAUCGAUAAUUGAUUAAUGUACUUGUCUGUCAUCAUUUGAAUAUGAAUCCAAGGUCACGAUCUGCU
Messenger RNA from Eucalyptus grandis, 1763 nucleotides. Its product is annotated as transcription factor bHLH19. The record is from RefSeq and is a predicted model, not a curated record. Gene Ontology annotation, molecular function: protein dimerization activity. The transcript is spliced from 5 exons. The coding region runs from base 157 to 1215 and encodes 352 amino acids. NCBI's taxonomy places the organism in Eukaryota, Viridiplantae, Streptophyta, Magnoliopsida, Myrtales, Myrtaceae.